AUGCCGAUUCACCACACUUACAUUGUAGAGCACCUGGACCCGGAGCUGGGCCCAUGGUCGGAGCUCGAGUACAUUGCCAUUGCGCGCGAGUCGGGCGAGGCCAAGGCGACCUUUGUGCUCUCGUCGCUGCCCGACGCUUUCAAGGUGCCCGAGAAGCUGGCCCAGGAGCCCGCCUUCAAGGCCGAGCGCCGCGGCGUCGAGGAAAUGUACCCCGAGGGCAACGGCAAGGAGAGAGUCUGCCUGCUGGACCCGGCCGCCGACAAGGACCUGAACCCCGACGACAAGGGCGAGUUUGACGUUUUCCUGUUUGGAGGAAUCUUGGGAGACGACCCGCCUCGUGACCGCACUUCUGAGCUCCGCAAGAAGGGCUUCACUGGCCGCAGACUUGGGCCAGUUCAGAUGACAACAGACACCGCUGUCCGAGUGACGCGAAUGGUCAUUGAGGAGCAGUAUACCCUUGGUAACAUCCCUUACACGGACCACCCCGACCUGAAGUUCAGCGAACAUGAAAGCACUCAGAUGCCGUUCCGAUAUGUAAAGGACAAGGACGGCAAGCCAAUCAUGCCCGAGGGCAUGGUUGAUCUCAUCAAGAAGGAUGCCGACAAGAGCAUUGAUGACUUGUUCUAA
Pestalotiopsis fici W106-1 is the source of this 627-nucleotide messenger RNA. RefSeq lists its product as uncharacterized. Gene Ontology annotation, molecular function: protein-arginine omega-N monomethyltransferase activity. Gene Ontology annotation, biological process: peptidyl-arginine methylation. The transcript is spliced from 5 exons. Lineage: Eukaryota; Fungi; Ascomycota; Sordariomycetes; Amphisphaeriales; Sporocadaceae. The coding region runs from base 1 to 627 and encodes 208 amino acids. The record is from RefSeq and is a predicted model, not a curated record.